AUGGGUUCUGGAGAACAAUUCAUGAGCCUCUAUCAUCAUCAUCAUCAUCAUCAUCAUCAUCAUGUGAUGAAGAAAGAUGAUCAUAAGAUGAACAUACCAAAAGGUUGUGUCUCUGUGAUUGUGGGACUUAAAGGUGAAGAGAAGAAGAGGUUUGUAAUACCAGUUAUGUACAUGAACCAUCCAUUGUUCAUGGAGCUCUUAAAGGAGGCUGAAGAGGAGUAUGGUUUCCAGCAUCAAGGUCCCAUUACCAUCCCUUGCCAUGUUAAAGACUUCUGUAAUGUUCAAGGAUUGAUUGAUCAAGAUCAUAAUCAUCUAUACCAUCAUAACCACCAUCAUCCUAUUGGUUGCUUCAAAGAUUGA
This is a messenger RNA of Lactuca virosa, 360 nucleotides long. NCBI's taxonomy places the organism in Eukaryota, Viridiplantae, Streptophyta, Magnoliopsida, Asterales, Asteraceae. The record is from the annotation of a GenBank genome assembly.